Molecule: messenger RNA, 1393 nt
Organism: Asparagus officinalis (garden asparagus)
Lineage: Eukaryota; Viridiplantae; Streptophyta; Magnoliopsida; Asparagales; Asparagaceae
Product: FKBP12-interacting protein of 37 kDa
Exons: 14
Coding region: 97-1236 (379 amino acids)
Biological process (GO): regulation of alternative mRNA splicing, via spliceosome
Cellular component (GO): nucleus
Source: RefSeq, a predicted model, not a curated record
CCAAAUGCUCCUGAACCCCAAAUCGAUUCUUCUGUCUCCCACUGUCUCUAGCGGGAAAUCGAACAAAAAAAGCAAAAGGGGGUUUAGGGUUUUCCAAUGGCUUCUAAACCCCAAAUCGACGAUGAAGAUGAUUUCGGCGGCGAUUACCCUGGGAGCGGCAGGAGAUCAGGUGAUAAAAGAGCAUUUGGGGAUUUUGACGAGGAGGAAGAUGAUGUCUUCGGUUCUAAUAAGAAGGGUAAAAAGGCUGAAGAAGCUGCUGGUGCUACAACCGGGAUGAUUUUGUCUCUUCGUGAAAGUCUGCAAAACUGUAAGGAUAAUCUUGCAACAUGCCAGGCAGAGUUAGAAGCUGCACAAUCAGAGAUUAAAAAGUGGCACUCUGCAUUUCAGAAUGGUCCUGCUGCUCCUGCCGGAACCACUCCUGAACCUGGAUUAGUCGUGACCUAUCUCCAGAAUCUGAAAUCUUCAGAGGACUCGUUGAAAGAGAAGCUUGAGAAGGCAAAGAAAAGGGAAGCUGCAUUUAUAGUUACUUAUGCAAAACGUGAGCAGGAAAUUGCAGACUUGAAGUCAGCAGUUCGAGAUCUAAAGAAACAGUUACGACCGCCAUCAGUUCAGACCAGGAGGUUAUUGCUUGAUCCAGCAAUACAUGAAGAGUUCACAAGAUUAAAGAAUUUGGUUGAAGAAAAAGAAAAGAAAGUGAAAGAACUUCAAGACAAUGUUGCUGCUGUCAACUUUAGUGCGAAUAGUAGGAUGGGGAAAAUGUUGAUGGCCAAAUGUCGAACCUUGCAAGAAGAAAAUGAGGAGAUUGGGGCAAUGGCUUCUGAAGGAAAGAUUCACGAGUUGGGAAUGAAAAUUGCUGUGCUAAAGUCACAAAAUACAGAGCUCAGGAAUCAGUUCGAUGCAUUAUAUAAGCAUAUGGAUGGUCUUACAAACGAUGUUGAGAGAUCCAAUGAACUGGUGUUUGUUUUGCAAGAUAAUCUAGAAGCAAAAGACUACGAGCUGGAAAAGCUGAGAGAUGAGCUGAGAAGGGCCAAGGAAAAGCUCUCCCAGAAAGAAGCAAUGCCCGAGAAAAAAGAAGAAGAGGAAGAAGCACCGGUGAAGGAAGAGGCUGGAGCGGAUGUGGAUGUUGCAGUGGAGAAAGAAGCAGCAGAGGAGAGAGUAAAUGAAGAGGAAAUCAACUGUACCGAUGAGAGGAAAGAUGAUGAGAUGGAUGCUGCUGAAGUUGACAUUGAAACUUGAUGAACCUUGCACCUGCAUGGCUUCUUUUAUUUGAAUGGAACCAAUUUUUCUUCAAUUUUGUUGCAGAGGACCAUUCUUUCAUGUGGUUUUCUUGUGCUAAAAUAUAUACCGAACGAUCAUAUUUGCAAUUAGCUUACAGCGUCAGACUUUGCGUCCA